CUAUAAUGAUCGUAACAUCAUCAGCGCCCCUGGCGCCGCCCCUUGCACUACUAUGUUUGCGUUAUCAAUGCACCUUGCGCCACCGUCCGCACCAGUUCGUGUCGCCGCAGCGCUGUCGUUUCUACUGGCCGGAUCAAGUUUCACAACGUUGGUAAUAACACCAAGCUGCGUGGAGGAGGAACAGAAUAUGGGGCACAUGUUUGGCGGUUCUGUUCGCGGCGAUGCUGUGGGACAUGAACGGUGAAUUAAAGCGAAUGUCUUCGCUGGCCGGAAUCGUGCUCUUGCUGCUGCUGGGCUUCGUGUUCUCCAAGAAUCGCAAUCGGAUCUCCUGGGGUCCGGUGGUGGGCUGCAUCGCAGCCACUUUUUUAGCCGGCCUGGUUCUUCUUCGGUUCGACCUAGGAGCGCCGCUGGCGAACUGCGCCGUGAGCAAGCUGCGUAGCUACGUCUCCUGGCUUACGGCUGGCGGGCGUUUCGCUUUCGGGUACCUGGCGCAGGGGGCGAACAGGAGCCGACGCCUGACGAACGUCACGCCCGUCGUACGGGACGGCAUCGUCGACAUACCACCUGUGUUCGCGUUCAGCGUACUGCCCUCGCUCUGCUACAUGGCUGCGCUCUUGCGGAUACUGUACUACGUGGGCUUCAUGCAGGCCUGUCUAGGCAACAUCCACCACUACGUCAACGUUGGCCCAAGCUUCAACUCCUACGAGGUCUUGAUCGCACUCCUCAGCGCUGUGAACGGCCCCGUGGAGUCGAUGCUGCUCGUACACCCGUACCUGCUGACUAUGUCGAGAUCCAGCCUGCACUGCAUCCUCACUCUCGAUUGCGGCACCGUCUCGGGACGGCUUAUGCCAGUCUACGUGGACCUCGGGGAACGCUCUCGCAUGCUGGCCACGUUCGCGCUGUGCGACUCCUCCAACGUGGGCGUGGCGGGCACCAUCGUGAGCUUGCUGAUCAUGCUGUGUCCGCGCAAGAGUGAGCUGUUCGCCAACGUCGUGGGGUACGCGUUCUUCUCCAGCUUAGCUACGUCGGUGCUCGCCGCCUGCGUUGCCGGCUGCUUGACCCGAUGACAAUGUUUUGAAGAAACUACCAACGCUGCCCUUUGGUCUUCUUUUUCAUUCUUCGUUACUGUGCUGGAAAUGUACUCGACCAUGCUGACACAACAUAGGAAAACUUUGUGUUCUAUAUUGCCCUAAGUUCCAAGGGACGAAAUAUUCGCAAAAGUGCGAAUUGAAUUGAAGCUUUGUUCUUCGUGGACUUAUAGCCGGUAAACUAUACAGCGGCACGACAAAAACCAAGCUUGCAGCCUCCAUUAUAAUACGCUUAUAUACUUUCUCUUGUACUACUUCGUUGUGUGUUUGACUUUAUAAAGCAUAGAUAGUGGCAUUCUGGUACUGCCUGAAGCUGCGCCUAGAGUUGCGAUUCCGAAGCAGGCCACUCCCCUUCCCCUACUCCCUCUGGAUUCGCCACUCCUUAGUUGACCUUUGUUUUUGGUUUAGUGUGUUUCUCCGCCAGGCCUGCUGUAUAGCUUUUGCGGCCCCGCCACAUGGGCGCGGUCAUCUUUGAACACGCGACUACGUCGCCAUUUAGUGCCUUCUGGCUUUCCCUUCCCAUAGCAAACGACGUGCUGAAUAAAUGAAGAAAAAGAUG
Dermacentor andersoni is the source of this 1647-nucleotide messenger RNA. RefSeq names its product sodium/nucleoside cotransporter 1-like. The record is from RefSeq and is a predicted model, not a curated record. Gene Ontology annotation, molecular function: nucleoside:sodium symporter activity. Gene Ontology annotation, biological process: nucleoside transmembrane transport. Gene Ontology annotation, cellular component: plasma membrane. Lineage: Eukaryota; Metazoa; Arthropoda; Arachnida; Ixodida; Ixodidae.